Funneliformis geosporum is the source of this 1392-nucleotide messenger RNA. The record is from the annotation of a GenBank genome assembly. NCBI's taxonomy places the organism in Eukaryota, Fungi, Glomeromycota, Glomeromycetes, Glomerales, Glomeraceae.
AUGUCAUUCAAUUUAGUUUGUCUUGGAGCCUACAUUGCAAAGUAUUUAUACUUACGACAACUUGAAUUUAAAAUUCCGCUAAAUAAGAUUGAAUACGUUUAUCUGGCAUUGUUGAUAGGAACUCUUCUAAAGGAUGUCACGUUCACUUGCGCGAUGUUCAGAGGAUCCAUGAACGUUUUAAAUCCGAGAAAACAAAUCAUAUCACAUGUUCUUUUAUUGAUUGCUUGGAUGGUUAUUUCGGGUCUAUAUACCAAGUUUGAAUUAAAUCAAUCGGAAAAGCUUCCGUUGAUGUGUCCAUCAGAUUUUGAUUAUGAACAACCGGAAUACAUGACAGCUUGCAAGCUGCGUCGAUUAAGUAUCAUCAUGAUGUGGUCGUACGCAGGAACGUUCGGAUUAUCGGUAAUAUUAAAUAUGUUGAUAUGUUUUCAAAAUGCGGAAGAUUAUGAAGAACGUUAUGAGGAAUCUAAUUCAUCAUCAUCAAGAUUAAGUAUAAUGCAUGAGGAGAAAUUGCAAUUCACCUCCAAAUAUUCAAAGGAUCAUUACAAUGCUCCAAUUCCAUCGUCGUAUUCUUAUAAUCAUCAUUAUAGUAGACGUUCACCAGCAAGUUUCUUAACCUGCAGCUCAUAUGAAUCUCGCCAACGUCAAGGUUGCAUAACUUAUUUAAUAACGUUAACAUUUGGAUUUUUCAUUUCCGCGUUGUACAUUCUCUCAUCGAUCUUAACCACAUGGUUAUGGACAAGAUCAUCCUCAGCCACCAACACCAACUCUAACCCUAACCGUCCCAACCUUGACAACGCCAUUGACGAAUCCUCAAAGUCAUCAUCAUUAAUUCUAUCGAAAUUUAAUCAAAUAAGGAAUUCUCAAAUUAUUGACGAUAUUUUGGAAUUUCAAGAUGAACAAAGAAAUUCUGAAAUACUCGCAGAAAUGUCGUUAAAAGAAUUUAUUGAACUUAAUAAACGGUUCUCUCAUUUAUUUAACGAUGGGUCAGAAUUUAAUGGGACGGAUGGUACGAUCGUAAUUUUUCGUAAGCCUUCCCCUUCUUACCUUCGAUAUGAAUCAUCAUCUCGUAAUUCAUCUUAUAAUUCAUUAUGCGAGAGUAAUUUGGAAGCAAACAGAAGGAAAUACAUGUCCGAAUAUAGUUUGGAUAGUUCUUUUAGUAGAACUUAUGGUUCGAUAAUUAUUCCGCGUAAAUAUUUGCCAAAUGCCGCACAUAGCGAAACUGAUAGUACAAAUAGCGUGAUUAGUAGGUGCGAAGGGACCAUUAUAAUGGGUAGAAAUCAAAUCACUUCUACUUAUAGUGAGAAUAGCAGUAAACGUCUAUCAUCAGCAUUUAGCGAUCAAACUUCCAGUAGUAAAUAUGAUGGUUCAAUAAUAAUAAAAUUAGUAGAAUAA